Etheostoma cragini (Arkansas darter) is the source of this 2457-nucleotide messenger RNA. It is a transcript of the gene pm20d1.2, whose product is annotated as peptidase M20 domain containing 1, tandem duplicate 2. The record is from RefSeq and is a predicted model, not a curated record. Gene Ontology annotation, molecular function: metallocarboxypeptidase activity; hydrolase activity, acting on carbon-nitrogen (but not peptide) bonds, in linear amides. Gene Ontology annotation, biological process: amino acid metabolic process. The annotation marks the transcript as partial. The transcript has 13 exons. Lineage: Eukaryota; Metazoa; Chordata; Actinopteri; Perciformes; Percidae.
AAACAGGAACUCGAGUCUGCACAUAUCACAGUCAACGAGUUCCGCCUGUCACAAGAGACAACAACAGACUCGGCUCCAAAGUUCAAAAUGUUUAAGUGUUUAAAGAUUAUUAUUAUUAGUUUUCUCAUUACAGUCAUACUGCUAUUUACCAUAGCAUCUAUCAGGACCUUUUCACUGGACGUAAAUGUCGGACUUCAACUCGCAAAUUGGGAAAAGACUAACAACAUUUCACUUGUAAUAGACCACCACCAGAGAGAGGAGCUUCUUGCACAUUUUAAAGAGGCUAUCCGGAUCCCCACAGUGUCAUUCUCAGAGAAGGAGAGCAACGCCACCGCACUACGUGAAUUUGACAGGUUCCUCCGAAAAGCCUUCCCAACAGUUUUCUCUUCAAGCUUGGUUCGUCAUGAAUUGGUGGCAAACUACAGCCACCUGUUUUCAGUGCAAGGCUCACAGGCUGACCUGGUGCCAUACCUGCUGCUGGCCCACAUUGAUGUAGUACCUGCCUCAGAAUCGGAUGGCUGGGAGGCCCCACCAUUUUCCGCCAAGGAGAUAGAUGGCUUUAUCUAUGGUAGAGGGACCAUAGACGAUAAGAGCUCUUUAAUGGGAAUACUUCAGGCAUUGGAGUACUUGCUGAUAAAAGGCUAUGCUCCACGCAGAGGAUUUUACGUUGGUCUUGGUCAUGAUGAAGAAGUCAGUGGUUACAUGGGGGCAAUGAACAUAGUGCGUGUACUGAAGCAGAGAAGUGUGCAGCUGUUGUUUGUCCUGGACGAGGGCCUGGCUGUACUUGAUGGAGUCAUCAGUGGUCUGGAAGGACCUGCUGCACUAAUUGGGAUAAGUGAAAAGGGUUCAGCCACUGUGAAGCUUAGUGUGUCUAUGCGCCCUGGUCACUCCUCAAUGCCUCCCAGUGAGUCCAGCAUUGGGGUCUUGGCUGCAGCAGUCAAAAGACUAGAGGAAAACCCUAUGCCAAGAUUAUUUGGUCAUGGGCCUGAACGUGGAACAUUUGAGCAUCUGGCGCAUAAGUUUGGGCUCCCAAUGAAGUUCAUAAUGUCAAACUUGUGGCUGUUCGCCCCACUACUGGGCAGGGUACUUGAAAGAAAACCAGACACUAAUGCUUUUGUAAGGACAACCACAGCAGUCACCAUGUUUAAUGCAGGAGUUAAGGUGAAUAUCAUCCCUGCCCUCGCAGAAGCUUAUGUAAAUCUGCGAAUCCACUCAGCACAUUCAUUACAAGAGGUUCUGGACCUAAUCCAGUCUGCAGUGGGGGACCAACGAGUGAAGAUAGAGCUUGUUAAUGGGUUUGACCCUCUGCCUGUAAGCUCUGCAGAUGAAAAGUCCUUUGGCUUCCAGAUCAUUAAGAAAACUGUGCUGGACACGUUUCCAACAGUUACAGUUGCUCCAGGUAUCUGUAUUGGGAACACAGACAGUCGGCACUUCAAAGACCUGACAAAUGAUAUUUAUCGCUUUGCCCCUAUCUGGUUUAAACCAGGUGAUGCUCAGAGAUUCCAUGGCAUCAAUGAACGGAUUUCCAAAAAGAACUACGAGGAACUUAUAGAAUUUUAUUUCAGUUUGAUUCAAAACUCUGACAUUAAGAAGCUCCCUGAGCCCCACAGCUCUGUCCAUGAACUCUAAGGAAUAUACAAUAUCUCUAACAAGUCUGACGCAUUUCAUAUUUGCAAUUCGAAAGCCUGUGUUAUAUCUAGUCUGUAUAAUUUCAACAGCAACCAACAGGACCUUGACUUACUGCAUAGUCACCAAAAUUUGAAACAAAAUGUGAUUCUGCUUUUUAGAACCAGAGGGUUGCAUUUACAGUAAACAACAGAUGCCGUUUAAUCUUGUUUGAUGACGUACUGUUUUCACUUUGUUGCGUUGCAUUGAUCACAGCAUAACUAUUUAAAGCUCCUUUGCAUUUCUGAUUUAAGAUUUUGCGGAAGACUGCUGUGAUGAUUUUUGGAUGUAACAAUGGUAUCAUUUUAUUUAGAACAGAUUUUUGUUUGGCAGCUUAUAAUACUGUAUUUCUUAAAAUAAUGAUGGUUCAUAUAACUUUAAUGAAAAUUGCUGCAUACAUGUUUUUCUUCUGCUCAUGACAGACAUUAUAAAAUUAGGCUUUUUCUGUGAAAAUGCUGAAGGGGGAUAUUUAAUUUUUUUUUUUACUGACUAUUUAAAAAGAAUUGUAAUUUCAAUUUGCACACAAUUUCUUAGACAGGCAUUGUUUAAAAAUACAACACAAUUUUUAAUGAUAUGCUUGUUGUCAUGUGAUAUCUUUUAUUUAAUGCUGGACAUAAUACAAAAUCAAUUUUUCCCAAAUGUAUUUGAUUUUAAGAAACAAAACAAAAUGUUACUAGUUUACUCUCAGACUUGUGCUAACUAUAAGGCAUUCAACUAAACAACACGUUAUAUAUCAAGAGCUUGACAAUAGCCUAAAGCAACCAUAGAAGACAACGCUUUCUUAGUGAAGAA